Messenger RNA from Lolium rigidum, 1266 nucleotides. RefSeq names its product mannose/glucose-specific lectin-like. Bases 93 to 1007 code for a protein of 304 amino acids. Gene Ontology annotation, molecular function: carbohydrate binding. The transcript has 3 exons. Lineage: Eukaryota; Viridiplantae; Streptophyta; Magnoliopsida; Poales; Poaceae. The record is from RefSeq and is a predicted model, not a curated record.
CACCAUCAAGCAUCCAUCUCAAGCUAGCUACACACACUAGCUAGCGCUCUAGUUGGACCGAUAGAGUAUCUAGCAAGAGGUCGCUUAUUCGGAUGGCAGACUCAGUGAAGGUUGGUCCGUGGGGUGCACCAAGCGGGAAACCUUGCGACAUCAACAGCUAUAGCAGUCCCCAGCGCCUUGUGAGCAUCAGCAUCUGCAGCAACGAGACCCCGGGAGGCUGCAUCAAUGGCUUCUCCUUCACCUAUGUCGACCAAACCGGAAAGGCCAUCUCGUCCGAAACAUGGGGCACUAACUUCAUCGGAUGUGUCACUACUAUUAAGAUGAAUCCUGGCGAGCAUGUGAACCACGUGAGCGGCACCGCGAACAACAGAGGGGUGACCUCUCUCAAGCUGGGUACCAACCAGACGGAGCAUGGCCCCUACGGAUGGCCGUCGGGGCCGGAGUUCAGCGUGCCGGUGCGGCAGGGCAAGAGUGAGGUGGUUGCCUUCUUCGGCCACUCAGGCGACACCCUCAAGGCCCUAGGCGUGUACGUGCCGGGGACGAAGGAGUCUCCGGUGAAGGUUGGUCCAUGGGGCGGGCACGCCGGCUCAUCCAGGGACCUCUUGGCGAGCAACAUGCCAGAGCGGCUGCAGAGCGUCGCCAUCCGCAGCAGCGAGAGGUCCGGAGGCCGCAUCUACGGCUUCUCCUACACCUAUCUCGACAAGAACGGGCAGUACAUCCGCGUCGGCCCCUGGGGGUCCAAGACCAAGGGGCAGAAGCGCGAGUUCACCAUGAACGAUGGCAACUACAUAAACUUCAUCAGUGGCACCCACGAUGAAUACGGCAUCACCUCGCUCAAGUUCGUCAAUUCCGAAGAAGAAGUAUAUGGCCCAUUUGGGUGCCCGGCGGGAGCUGCCUUCAGCGUGCCACUGCCGGAGAAUGGCGCUGCUGUCGGUUUCUUCGGCAGGUCUGGUGCUGAUGGCCUUGUAGGCUUUGGUGCCUAUGUGGCGCCGCAAGACGACGACUAGCUUUGCCAUCCUACGUAUCCACCAAAGCUGCAGUAAACCAAAUCAGGUGCUCCUCUGAUAUAUAAUAAUCGGCAAGGGUUUAUUUUAAGUUUGAGCUAAUUUGAGCUAAAACCACGCUUAUUAUGAAUCGGAUGGAGCACAAUACGUAUGUAUAUGAUGAAAUAAUGAAGAAUGAUGGGAGCCACCAAGCAUGCACGUGUUUGGGCAUCAAUGUAUAUUGUAAGUUACUAAGGGUAAAUGUAUACAUAUAUUGUAUGCA